AUGCGGUUCAGAGCCGACUCUGGAGCUGGCCUUCAGUCUGGUGACUGUCAUCGCAAAUGCCGUUCUCCUCCCGCGGAAAACAACUCAAGUAAAAAUUUACAAAACAAAACUUCACUGAGACAAUUCCAUCUGGAGAUCUUUUUGAUUUCUGAAACAGAGCUGCUUGCAGUUUUUAUUGGGAUUUUACUAAUGUACCUGCUGGCUGUGACUGGGAACCUGAUUAUUGUCACACUUGUAUGUUCGGUGUCCCAGCUACACAAGCCAAUGUAUUUCUUCUUGUGCAAUUUGUCAGCCCAAGACAUUAUUUAUGUAUCUGCUUUCUUGCCAAAACUGUUGGCCAUCCUCAUAACAGGUGACACGAGCAUUUCUUUCUUAGGAUGUAUUACACAAAUAUUUAUGUUUGGAUUUUGUAUUGAUUCUGAAUUUUUCCUGUUGAGCUGUAUGGCUUAUGACCGCUAUGUGGCUAUUUGUAUACCUCUCCGCUAUUCUCUCAUCAUGAACAAAAAAUAUUGUGCUCUGCUGAUCACUCUUUCCUGGUGCGGUGGCUUCCUAAACUCAUUAUUCUUUGCAAUAAUGUUUUCAAAUUUAUCAUACUGCAAUAAACAUGAAAUCAACAAUAUCUACUGUGAUCCAAUCAUAUUAUUGGGACUCUCCUGCAGUGACAUCACCUUUAUAGUCACUUAUUAUAUUCCUAUACAAGGUCUGUUAUUAGGUUGGUUGCCCUUUGUUCUUAUAUUUUCCUCCUAUAUCCGUAUCAUAAUGACCAUUCUACAAAUCAGAACAUCUGUAGGAAGACACAAGACCUUCUCCAGCUGUUCCUCACAUCUUACUGUCGUUAUACUUUUUUUUGGAACAAGUUUGGUGGUGAAUAUGAAACCAAAGUCUGACAAUUCAUUGGAAUCUGAUAAAUUGCUUUCCAUGCUUUACAUUGGUUUGGUACCUCUAGUAAAUCCAUUAGUAUACAGUUUAAGAAAUAAAGAUGUUUUGAAAGCCAUGAAACUUUUUUCAAAAAAUAUUUGUUACAUUUAA
This is a messenger RNA of Bombina bombina (fire-bellied toad), 1029 nucleotides long. Its product is annotated as olfactory receptor 1G1-like. The record is from RefSeq and is a predicted model, not a curated record. Gene Ontology annotation, biological process: G protein-coupled receptor signaling pathway. Gene Ontology annotation, molecular function: olfactory receptor activity; G protein-coupled receptor activity. The transcript is spliced from 2 exons. Gene Ontology annotation, cellular component: membrane. NCBI's taxonomy places the organism in Eukaryota, Metazoa, Chordata, Amphibia, Anura, Bombinatoridae. The coding region runs from base 1 to 1029 and encodes 342 amino acids.